This is a messenger RNA of Camellia sinensis, 3633 nucleotides long. NCBI's taxonomy places the organism in Eukaryota, Viridiplantae, Streptophyta, Magnoliopsida, Ericales, Theaceae. The record is from RefSeq and is a predicted model, not a curated record.
AAAAUAGAAAACAAAAAAUAAAUUAUAAAACAAUAGCUGAUAAAAAUACUCGUUCCCACCCUUUUUUCCUCUCUCUCUCAAAAAUACCCACAAAUUUUUUUUCUCAGAUUAGAUUUCUCUCUUUAAAUAUACUUUUUUUUUAAUAAAAAAUUUUAAUUUUGUCUGUCUAAAAAAGAAAAUUUCUCAUAAUCUCUGUUCGUUCGUGUUCUAGACUGUAUAAUCGUUUGGAUUUGUUUUUUUUAUAAAAUGUUUGUAUGGUUUCUAGGGUUUUAAUGGUGUGAAAUUUGAGUUGAAAUCGAGGGAUUUUGGGGGAAUCCAGAGAGACAAAGAGAAGAGAAGAGCAUGGCGUCUGGGGAGAGAGAGUUCGAGGAGCAGCUGGAAGAAGCUGGGAAUAGGCUCCUUCAACCUCCGUCUUCGGUCGAUGAACUCCUUCCUCUGCUUGAUCAAGUUGAGAAUUUUCUGUCAAGGGUGGAGCAGUCACCAUCAAAAUCAAUGCAAACUGCACUUUCUCCAUCUAUGAAGGCAUUGGUUGCAGAUGAACUUUUAAGGCAUCCUGAUGUAGAUGUGAAAGUUGCAGUUGCCUCCUGCAUCAGUGAGAUAACAAGAAUUACUGCACCAGAUGCUCCGUAUGAUGAUGAUCAGAUGAAGGAUGUCUUUCGGUUGAUUGUAUCAUCCUUUGAAAAUUUAUCUGACAAGUCCAGUAGAUCGUAUAGUAAGAGGACCUUGAUUCUUGAAACUGUAGCCAAGGUCAGGUCAUGUGUGGUGAUGUUGGAUCUGGAAUGUGAUGGUCUGAUUGUUGAGAUGUUUCACCACUUUCUAAAAGCUAUAAGGGAUUAUCACCCAGAGAAUGUAUUUUCCUCCAUGGUCACAAUUAUGUCUCUUGUACUGGAAGAAAGCGAAGAUAUUUCAUUUGAGCUAAUCUCUCCCAUCCUAGCUAGUGUGAAAAAGGACAAUCAGGAGGUUUUGCCAAUUGCUCGGAAAUUGGGGGAGAAAGUAUUUAAAAACUGUGCUAUAAAGGUCAAACCUUACCUGAUGCAAGCUAUGAAAUCUUUGGGACUUUCUUCAGAUGAUUAUAUCAAAGUAAUUUCAUCUAUAUGUGAUGGAACAAAUGGUGCUGUUGGAGAUAAUGAUGACAAUGCUUGUGGAGAACAGUUGACUGAGGUGAGCAAGUUGGCUAGGGCAUCUUCAGAGGGGGCAGCUCAGGCUGAUGAGAACAAGUUGACUGUGGCAUCUUCCGAUGGGGCAACCCAGGAUCAGAUGACAAAAGAAAGUGUGACAGAGACUCGUCCUGAAGAAGAUCAUCCUGCUGUGGACGGAUCUCCAAAGUCAGUGAUGAGUAAUGGUGUUGCAGAAACUGGGAAUGAAGACAGAUUGGCAGAUCCAGAGUCUUCAAAGAAGCAAGAGCAUGCUCACCAGGUUGAUCAGUCAGUUGAUACUAUUGUAACAAGCAAUGCUGAACCUGAUGAUUCAGACAGUGGGAAGAUAGAAAAAUCAGAGUCUAAGCCCGAACAAACAUCCAAGAAAAGAGGACAGAAAUUAAACUCUUUAAUCAAUUCAACAGAACCUUCUGACUCCUCUAGAGUUGAGAGCGAUAAAGUAUCUGAAAGAAUGGCAGACCGUCAAACAAGUCAUAGCAAGGAAGUCCCUGGUUCACCUUCUGAGGAGCCGUCUGUUGAGGUGGCUGUGACUUCAGAAAAUGACAAAGAGAAUGUUAAGCUUUCCUCACCAAAAGCAAUAGAGAGUGAGUCAAUGAAUGUUGCUUCCCCAUCCCCAAGUGGGAGUGUUCCUGAUGAGGGUCGUCUGAAGAAGGCUGGACGACCAAAGAAGAGAGACAAUUUGGUUCAAGACAUUGCACUAUCUGCCAAUGUUGUUUCUAAGAAAGCAUCUGAUGGUACAAGUGAUUUGGAAGUGAAGCCCCAAAGACGCUCAGGAAAGAAGGCUCUUGCUGGGAGUACUGAGGAGAAGACUCCGGCUCCGACGGAUAAAUCAAAGAGUGAAGGUGGGACAAGUGAUUCAGAGGAAAAACCAUUGAAAGAUUGUGUUAGGAAGGUAGAUGCAAAAGAUGACAUAGUGGAUGGGCCCUCAUCAAAGAAGAAGGAAGAUGGGAAAAGGCGUGGGGGAGGGCGAGGGCGAGGACGUGGACGUGGAAAAGCUACUUUGGUGAAGGAUUUAACAAAAUCACCCACCGAUGAUGAUGACAAAGAAGCAGUUUCUUCCCCAAAACUUGCCUCAAAAUUAGAUAAAGAUGAAGGCCGCAUAGAGGAAACCACCAAGACGAGUUCCAAGAGAAAGCGUACGCCAGGGAAAGAAAAGAGAAAUUUGCCUUUACAUUUUAGCUAUGCAUCUGAUACUAUAGAGUAUGACGGUAACCUAAUCGGUAAAAAGGUUAAGGUUUGGUGGCCAGAAGAUGAAAUGUUCUAUGAAGGUGUUAUUGAUGAUUUUGAUCCUGUAAAAAAGAAACAUAAGGUCUCAUAUACAGAUGGUGAUGAAGAGAUAUUAAAUCUUAGAAAUGAAAGAUGGGAGUUAGUCAGUGGUAACUCUGAGUCAGAUGGGGAACAAGCAACUGAAUGCCAAAGUCCUGAUCCUUCCUCUGACAUGCACAAAAAGAAGAAAGCAAAAACAAACCCCGAACCAUCAGCUAAGCAAGGAAAGAGGGAGGGUUCACGAGGUGGAGAAGCUUCCUCCAGAAAAUCAAAAGGAGAUGCUACAAAAUCUGGUCGUAAAUCCAAGGAUGACACUCAAGUUGAUGGAAAAUCAAAGGAUAACACCUCCAAGUCCAGUGCUAAAUCCAAGGAUAAUUCUCAAAAAAGUAGCGGUAAAUCUGUUGUUGAUGCCUCCAAAUCAGCUGGCAAAUCCACGGAUGUUGAUGGUGGCACACCGAAGACCGGCAUCAAGUUCAAGUUGGAUAGCCCAAAAGCUGCCACCAAAGACACCCCAAAAGCAACCACCAAAGACACUCCGAAAACUGCCAGCAAAUCCAAGGGUAAAGCCUCCAAAAGUGGCAACAAAUCUAAUGCUAAUGGUUCUGGCAAGGUGAAAGCUGGUUCAGCAAAGGCGAAAGAAACUGAGGAAAAGGAAAAGUCGCCCGAGACAGUGAAAACGCCAAAAAGCGCAAAGGGGAAGUCACCAGAUGCAUCGAAGGGGCAAGAAACUGGUGCGAAGAGUGGAAAGAAGCGGAGAAGAGGGGCUAAAAGCUGAAGGUUUGCACUUUACUUGCUCUUUCAUUGGCAGUGUUUUGUCUGCAGGUUGCAGUGGAGUAAGCCAUGCAUUUGUUAGAUUUUGUCAGCUUUGAGGUAUUUUGAAAAUCAUGGCUAGGGUUUGUUAUAAUAGUCCCCUCUUGGUUUGUUUGUUUAGUUUUAUGGUAGUAGUGGUAGGUUUUAAGCUAGUGUUUAUACUCGUGUUCUUGCUUAUUUUAGAUGAAAUUCGUGAUAUUUUUUGGGUAAACUACAUUAGAAAGCGUUUUCAGGUUAGCUUCUGCUUCUUCUCUUUCCUUUUCUUUUCUUUUUUGAAAAAAAAUCAGUAUGGAUAAUGCCUACAUAGAUUGACAAACUUGGUGUUGGGAAAAUGGUCGAAAAUGGUUCCUAUUCCCACUGUACAGCCUGCCUUCUAAAUGCAUUUCUUGCAUUAUUAUUA